Messenger RNA from Xenia sp. Carnegie-2017, 669 nucleotides. Its product is annotated as zinc finger protein 862-like. Bases 1 to 669 code for a protein of 222 amino acids. Lineage: Eukaryota; Metazoa; Cnidaria; Anthozoa; Malacalcyonacea; Xeniidae. The record is from RefSeq and is a predicted model, not a curated record. The transcript is spliced from 3 exons.
AUGGCAGAGAUUGACAGGAAAGUAAUGAUUACUCGUUUCAACACUGCCUACUAUUUAGCCACUUCAGAAAGACCCUAUAGCGAUAGUGAGGGCAUCAUUACGUUAAACGAAAUGAACGGAAUGAUUCGCAGUUCCAAAUUCCGAAACGAGCGUGCUAUGGCAAACAUCACUGAUUCAAUUGCUGACAAACUCAAGCAGAAGCUGAUGUCUGAAUUGAAGAAAACACGCUAUUUUUCUUUGUUGACCGACGGCAGCACUGACAAAGGCGUUUCUGAACAGGAAGUUUGUAUCCCUCAAAUGAGGUUUUUAGCAAUUGAAUCACCUACAUCAACAAGUGCAGAUGGCCUUAAGAAGAUGAUACAGGAUUGCUUUUCCCGGUUUCACAUGAACAAUUUCCCAAGACAACUGGCAGCGCUAAACGUGGAUGGAGCUUCGGUAAAUUUGGGUAGCAUAAACGGACUUGCAGCCAAACUUCGCAAAGACUCACCAUGGCUGCUUACUAUUCAUUGCUUCAAUCAUCGCCUUGAACUGGCUGUUAAAGACGCAUUUAAAGGAACAGAAUUUGACGAAGUGGAUGAGCUCCUGACUAAAUUGUAUUACUUGUACCAAAAGUCGGCAAAGCGCUAUCGCGAAUUGAAGGGAUUCAGCGAGAUUUUCGAAAGAGCAUAG